Hemiscyllium ocellatum (epaulette shark) is the source of this 4535-nucleotide messenger RNA. RefSeq names its product transmembrane protein 255B. The record is from RefSeq and is a predicted model, not a curated record. The transcript is spliced from 9 exons. The coding region runs from base 260 to 1213 and encodes 317 amino acids. Lineage: Eukaryota; Metazoa; Chordata; Chondrichthyes; Orectolobiformes; Hemiscylliidae.
GGUGACGACUCUGGGUGAGACGUGCUGUGCUUUUCCAGCACCACUCUCUGGACUCUAAUCUCCAGCAUCUGCAGUCCUCACUUUCUCCUCUGGGUGAGAUCUUGCGUGUCCAGGGGCCGGAAGCGGAGGUCCCUUUAGCCCUGGGGGUGCUCUGGGUGAGUGCAGGAGGUGGUCUGUCCUCAGUCCAGAACCAGCUCCUUCCUGGACUCUAGCGUCCUGUCCUGCAGCAUUCAGUUGAGGAGGAGACAGACAGAGAGAGAUGCAACAAACACAACUCCGAUUUCACCUCCUAGAGUUACUGAUGAAAAGGAAAAAAAGGGCAGUAUGGCUUUCAAGCAUCCUGCUUCUCCUCUCACUUGUCAUUACUGCCGUUGGGAUUUUCACUGAAACAAGGACAGAGAAUAUCAGCAUCAUCGGCUAUGCAUCUGGAAUAAUUCUUGCUUUUGGAUCAUUUCUGGGACUGCUGGGACUCUUCCUGGAUGAAAAUCGGAAGCAGCUGCUGAUUGCAGCCAUCACCUUCCUCAGUUUUGGAAUUAUUGGAGCUUUCAUCUGUGUCAUUGUGGAUGGUGUCUUCACAGCUGUCAGCAUUGAUUUAAGACCAUUGCGUGCAGGGAGAUGCCAGUAUUACACCAGUGGACAGAACUUUAUUUAUGACAAUUACCUGGCAACUGUGCCUUGCCAGACUUUCACAGAGUCGUGCAACCUGAAAGUGCGAAGUAACACUUGUUAUUGCUGCGAAUUGUACAAUUGUGCAAAUGGUGAUUAUUUGAAGAAUUACUUUGAGUUUGUUGGAGUGAAGAGUUGCCAGGAGAUUCAAUCUUUAUACAUCAUGAUUUGGCUGGUAACCACACUCAACAUAUCUGCUUUCAUUUUGGGAAUUGCCACCUCCGCUAUUCUCGGGAACUUUAAAAACACGGAGUCUCUCAUUGCACCUGAUGUUAGUGUCCAGCUCUUCAACUUUCACAAUUCCAGGUGUAAUGCUAAAGAGGAGACACAGAGCCAGCCCAGCACAUCUCCCUCAGCACCUCUCCUUCUUCAAGAACAAGGUGUCGACAUAGCACAGCAGAGACCCUCUGUUUGUUACAUGUCAAUGCCAGCAGCUACAUCUUUACCUUGCUAUAAUCAUAGCCACACGAAGAUGGAUAACAACCCUCCACCAUUUGCUCCACUGUAUAACUUUCUGCCAGAAAAACCUCUGGGAUAUCCGAUAUGAUCAGUGAUUACCGGCUUCUGUUGUAAAGUGAACAGCUCCAGCAGUAAAAGUCGAGCCUUCAGAUCUGAGGCUUAAAAAGAUUAGACCAAAGAAAUGAUUUUGAGGGAUAUGAAACUGGUGAUAAUGAGUUAGCAGCAAGUUCUAAAUCCUUCCAGAUUUCUAUUACCUUUGUCUUCAAUUUUUAUUGAUUUCAAUGUUUAAUAGCUACUGACUUGGAAUUGCCUGUUUGAACAAAACCAUCUUCUCCUGCUUCACCCAGCAACAUAAUUCCACAAAAUCUCUUUGAAUGAAUUAAAAGAUUAAAAUUUACCCUAUAGAUUUAUUUAGUCAUUGUGUCAUCAGUAUGUCGUACAUAUGAUGUAGAUAAUAUUAAGUAUUGGCUCUCUGUUAAACCAUUGUAAAUAUUUAUAUCAUGCAAACGGUAUUUUCAAACUAUUAGCUGUUUAAUAGAAUCCAUUUAUAAAGAAAGUACCUAUAAUACUGCAGAAUGGGACAACAUUCCUACUCCUAUACGCAGUUAUCAUCUGUAGCUAAUCCGAUUCAAUCCAUUAGGAACGGUGCAAAAGAAUCAUAUAGAUAAACAGGACUCCAGUUUCUGAAGCACCAUCACGCUCAUUGCACUGGCUUGAAUGGACUGUGUGCUUCAGGGUUAAACUUGCAUGUUCUCUUGUCCUCCUGAAUCCUGCUUAAACCUGAGCCUAUAAAACAUGAUUGCUUAUAUCUGAAAUCACACUAAGUCCUGUUCACCCACUCCCCGCUGCCUCUAUUCAUGUGUAUUGGCUCCAACGCCACUUCCCUAUCGCCAUAAUCUCCUUCAGCCCUAUAGCCCUCUAACUCACAGUGUUCCUCAACUCUAUCUUUUUGUGCAUCUCCUAAUUACUUCCCCUCAAAUUGCUGGCCAUACUGUUGAGACUGCACUCUGAAGAGUCUUGCUCCAAUGCUCCCUUUCCUUUGCAAUAAUAUCCAAUCAGAAUUACAGAUUGGUGACCGCAAACAAGGAGACAACUAGAUCAGCUGUGAUGGACCUUGGCUUUCUCAGUCAGCAAUACAUCGAGUGGCAUUAUCUCACCUUCUCCUUAUUCAGUUGUGGAGGCAGGUUCAUUCAAGGCUUUAAAAAGAGAAUUGGAUUAUUAUUGAAGGAAGAAGAAUGUGCAACUGAAUAGGGAGAAGGUGCUGUUCGACAAUGCAUUCCAGACCCUCAGCAGUCCCUGCAUGAAAGUUUUUCCUCAUGUUGUCAUUCCAUUUUUUGUCAAUGACCUUCAAUCUGUUCCCUUUGGUUCCUGAGCAUUUCACUGCUGCAAACAGUUUCUCCAUGUCCCCUCUGUUCAGACCCUUCACAAUCUUGAACCCCUCCUCGAACCUUCCUCUCAAUUCCCCUUUCAAGAGCAAACUCUUCUGAAUUUCCCGAUUUAUCUCUGCAAUUGAACCUCUUCAGCCCUGGAAUAAUUCUUUUGAAUAUUUUAUGCAUUGUCUGUUAUGCAUAAUUCCGAAAGUGUGAACCAGACACAAUAUCCAAUUAAGGUUGGAUGCUGAUUUAUAUAAAUUUCCUAUCUCCUACUUGCUCUUUUUCUCUGAGUCAUACGGCACAGAAACAGACUAUGUGUCCAGCCAGUCCAUGCCGAACAUAGUCCCAAACUAAACUAAUCCCUCCUGGCUAUUCCUGGUCCAUAUCCCUCCAAACCUUUCCUAUUCACAUACCUAUCCAAAUGUCUUUUAAGUGUUGCAAUUGGGCCCACAUCUACACUUUCUCAGGAAGUUCAUUCCAAACAUGAACCACCCUCUGUAAAACAUUUGCCCUAUGUCUUUUUUAAAAUCUCUCUCCUCUCACUUUAAAUGUGCCCCCCCCCCCAGUCUUGAACUCUUCCAUCCAUGGAAAAGACACCCACCAGUAACUCUAUCUAUAUCCCUCAUUAUUUUAUAAACUCCUAUAAGGUCACCUCUCAAUCUCUUACACUCCAGUGAAAAAUGUCCCAGCCUUUCCUUAUAACUCAAGCCUUCAUAUGCGCCAACAUCCUGGUAAAUCACUUCUGAAUCCUCUCCAGCUUAAUAAUAUUCUUCCUAGAACUAGGCAACCAGAACUAGACACUGUAUUCCAGAAGACACCUCACCAAUGUCGUGUACAACCUGAACAUGAUGUCUCCAACUCCUACACUCCAAAGGACUGAGUGAUGAAGACAAGCGUAUCAAAUGCCUUUUUAACACUCUAUCUACAUGUGACACAAACUUGAAAGAAUUAUGUUCCUGUAUCCCUCAGUCCCUCUGUUCUACAACACUACCCAAGACCCUACCAUUAACUGUAUAAGCUCUUCUUUUGUCUGUUUUAUCAAAUGCAAUACCUCGCUUUUAUCCAGAUUGAACUCCAUCUGCCAUUUUUCAGCCCAUUGACCCAUUUGGUCAGGAUCCCUUUGCUAUCUUAGAAAACCUUCUUCACUGUCUACUACAUCACGUGUUUUGGUAUCAUCCACCAACUUACUAACCAUGCCUCCCGUACCGUGGGGGAUAUGCUCCAAGACCGACUGCAGAACCCAAAAACCACAGAUAGGAACGACCCCAUUCAUUUAAAUGGGAAAUUUACCUUCCCAGCAGCCUCCUGGUCCUUGGUUCUGGAAGGUUCCCUAUAAUAUGUUUGGGCUGCAGCAAACCGCAGCUAACUGAAACCUCAGAAAACAACUCCAUGGAAACAGGGGCUGCCCUAUAUUCUCAUCCAAAUCAUUUAUAUAAAUGACAGAGAGUGGGCCCUGCACCAAUCCCUGUGGAACACUGCUGGUCACAUGCCUCCAGUCUGGGAAAUGACCCAACACCGCCCCGUUUCCUGCUGUGACCUGACGAUCUGAUCUCUCAGGAUGUGAAAAUAAAUACUUUGCACCUCACGUCGAAUCCUAGCUCUUUAUCUUAAAACAAUCUGACAUCAACUUCAUGUGAGACUAACAGGAAGUGGAGAGUGCAGCACCUUCUGUGGAUCAAGUGACUCAUGUUCCGAAAGUAAUUACUUCAACAUCUGUUUUGUGUUACCAAGUGUAAGCCCUCACUCUACACCUACAUCUCAGCGGAGAAAGUGAGGAUUGCAGAUACUGGAGAUCAGAGCUGAAAAAUGUGUUGCUGGAAAAGUGCAGCAGGUCAGGCAGCAUCCAAGGAGCACGAUUCCUGAAGAAGGGCUCAUGCCCGAAACGUCGAUUCUCCUGCUCCUUGGAUGCUGCCUGACCUGCUGUGCUUUUCCAGCAACACUUUUUCAGAUCUACAUCUCAGCAAACUAUUCAGAAAAUAAUGCUGAAUUUGCUACUUUAAUACAUAUACAUCUUGAAAGUGUAUGAAAGAGAUCUAG